AUGGACUUUUCAAAGUUCAGCAAGGGCUUCUCCGACCUCAGUGCGCAGAUUACCCCAUUUGCGUCACGGACGCUACAGUUCACCAAGGAACAACUGGGCCAGGCGGAUGAUCGAACUGAGCUUCCUGCGGAUUACAUCGACCUUGAGAAAAAGGUCGAUGCUCUCAAACAAGCCCACCAGAAGAUGCUGGCGGUGACGUCGCAAUAUGCUAACGAAGCUUAUGACUACCCGCCCAAUAUCAAGGAGACCUUCCAGGACCUUGGUCGAACCGUGAGCGAAAAGGUCAGCCUUCUAUCCUCGGCUACAACGCCUGCGGAAGCUCAAGCAGCCCUGGUGGCUCCGGCAUCCGCGAAGCCGCAACCCAAGACCUUCAAUCAUGCCAUUUCCCGUGCGAGCUUAGCUAGCAGCCAACUCCUGCACCAGCAUCACACAGGGGCUGGCGAAGAUCCCCUGGCGACCGCACUCGAGAAAUAUGCGCUUGCUAUGGAACGGGUGGGCGAUGCGCGCCUCGCCCAAGACUCGCAGAUCCAGAGCCGGUUUCUGGCUGGGUGGAACACAACUCUCAACACAAACCUGACUUUCGCGGCACGCGCAAGAAAGAAUGUGGAGAAUUCAAGGUUGUCGCUUGAUGCUGUCAAAGCUCGCGUGAAGGGCACGACGUUCAAGCUUGGUGGUCACUCUCGGGGCGAUCGUCCAGACGACGCAGAGCUUAGCUCUGACGCCCAGGAGGAGAUUGAAAAGGCCGAAGAUGAGUUUGUCACACAGACCGAGGAAGCGGUUGGCGUGAUGAAGAACGUCUUGGACACGCCUGAGCCGCUUCGCAACCUCGCCGAGCUGGUUGCAGCUCAGAUGGAGUAUCACAAGAAGGCAUAUGAGAUCCUGAGUGAACUCGCGCCGGUCCUCGAGACCCUGCAGACGGAGCAAGAAGUAGGCAGUACCUCCAAAUUUUCAGCACUCUAA
This is a messenger RNA of Trichoderma reesei QM6a, 960 nucleotides long. RefSeq lists its product as uncharacterized. The record is from RefSeq and is a predicted model, not a curated record. Bases 1 to 960 code for a protein of 319 amino acids. Gene Ontology annotation, cellular component: cytoplasm. NCBI's taxonomy places the organism in Eukaryota, Fungi, Ascomycota, Sordariomycetes, Hypocreales, Hypocreaceae. The transcript has 5 exons. Gene Ontology annotation, molecular function: protein binding.